AUGGCCGACCAGUCCUCGACCUUCACAUGGCUCUCUGUUCAUUCCAUCGACAGCUGCACGCAAGAGACCAUCGGGUGGAACUACACCGGGCCCGACCGCGUCAUCGACAUCCACCUCUCCGCCGCCAACGCCUCCGCUGACGCGCCCACUGACCAAGGCACCACCAUCGCGACCGGAGUCGACGCCCUCCAAGGCCGCUGGACAUGGGCCUCGGCGAACGUCUCCGAGGGCCGCUACUUUUUCUUCAUCGACGAGGACUUCUACACCCGCUCCCCCUUCUUCAACGUUGCCGCCGGUAUCCUCUCCUCCUGCAUCCUCACCUCCGCCCCCGCGUCCAGCACCAUCGCCCCCGUGAGCGCCUCGAAGCCCUCCAGCAUCCUCCUCCCCGACGUGAGCGCCGCGGACCCCUCCAACAUGCCCCUCCCCGACGUGAGCGUGUCCAGCCCGUCCAGCGAGCCGCGUCCCGUCACAGGCUCUGCCGCCUCCUCCUCCUCCUCCCGGCGCAUCGGGGCCAUCGCGGGAGGCGCCGUCUCCGCGGGGCUCGUAUUCGCGCUGUGCCUCCUCCUCCUCGUCCGCGUCGCGAACCGCCGCCGCCGCCGCGCGGAGCUGCGCGCGUGGCGCGUGCUCGACGACGGCAAGCAGCGCGCGCGCGGCCACGCGAAGCGCUCCUCGAUCGCGAAGCCGCCGCUCCCGGCGUGGGACGCCUCCGCGCCCCGCAUGGCGCAGAUGCCCGCGGAGCCCCCGAGCGCGUACGGCUGGGCGCCGACCGGUGUGCGCUCACCGUUCGCGGACGCGCCGCCCUCGCCGGUGGACGGUGGGGCGUCGCGCGUGUGA
Messenger RNA from Epithele typhae, 834 nucleotides. RefSeq lists its product as uncharacterized. The transcript has a single exon. Lineage: Eukaryota; Fungi; Basidiomycota; Agaricomycetes; Polyporales; Epitheliaceae. The coding region runs from base 1 to 834 and encodes 277 amino acids. The record is from RefSeq and is a predicted model, not a curated record.